This is a messenger RNA of Indicator indicator, 5700 nucleotides long. RefSeq names its product latent transforming growth factor beta binding protein 2 (gene LTBP2). Gene Ontology annotation, molecular function: calcium ion binding. The coding region runs from base 1 to 5700 and encodes 1899 amino acids. The record is from RefSeq and is a predicted model, not a curated record. NCBI's taxonomy places the organism in Eukaryota, Metazoa, Chordata, Aves, Piciformes, Indicatoridae. The transcript has 35 exons.
AUGCCUUUCUCCUGUGAGAUGCAAUCAGGGGCAGCUGGAGGGCUAGCGGUGCAGAUGCAGCUCCAGAACUACCCAGAUGCUGGGGGGCAGCGGUGUAUUCCUCCGGCACCCGUGUCUCCUGCUCCGUGCACUGCACACGGAGCUACUUCAUCAUGCCCGAGCGCUUCCAACUGCGCGGGAGCCGGAGUUUCGCUGCAGGCCGGGCGGCAAGGCGGACUCCGGGAGCUGAACGUCGGCUGCCCAGCGCUGCCAGUGCCAGAGGCAGGCGCGAAGGUGCUCGGAGCUGUCUGCAAGAGUGCGGGAGCUCGCUGGCAGCCCGACGAGCGGGGCUGGCCGCCUUCCUCCUUCUCUUCCUCCUCCUGCGGGGGCCGCUCAGCAGUCCCUGCCCUGCUGCCUGCGUCCCCAGCCCUGAGAGCCGGCGAUCUCCGCUGUCCCGUGCCGCCGGAUGAUGACGGCCGGGCGCUGAACGCUCCGCGCAGCCCGCAUCGACUCUCGCCGCCGGCUAACACCAUGCGGGGCGCCGCCAGCCUUCUCCCACUCACCUUUGCCGUUUUCCUGGGCUUCGCCCGUUGUCGGCCGGAUUCCGCGGCCAGGGUGGAGCUGGGGAGCUGGGGGGCGGCGCGGCCGCGGAGCCGGGGGGCUGCAAGCACGGCGCACAGCCUGCCCGCAACACCCGGACACCCCUCGCCGGCACAGCCCCUCCCCGCCGCCCUCCACGUGGACCGCAGCUCAGCGGGCGCCGCGGGGAGCUCGAGCGGCAGCGAUGGCCAGAGGCAGCGUCCCGACCGCGGACUGCCCUUGUCCCGGGGCCAAGGGAGCGAUGCCGGGAUCGGGUCCGGCCCAGGGCACAGGAGCAGGCUGGACUCUUCUCGCCAGCGGCAGGGCAGCGGGCUGAAAGCCCGGGUCGUGCCUCGAGCGAAUGAGCCAAGCGGCAGAGGGAGGAUGUCAGGGCCAAAUGCCUGCGGCAGGCAGUGUUGCCCAGGAUGGACCACAGCUCCCGGCACAAACCACUGCAUCAAACCUGUCUGCAACCCACCGUGCCAGAACAAGGGCUCCUGCAGCCGCCCCCAGGUCUGUACCUGUCGCUCGGGCUUCCAGGGCUCCCGGUGCGAAGAAGUUGUUCCCGAGCAGGAGUACCACCCGCUGGGUGCUGCAGCUGCCUUCCGGCCUGCCCAGAGCUCCCUGCGCAGGAGGAGCGGCAUGGCAGGGCGAGACGUCUCCCUGCAAGCGGCUCAGGCACCCGUCCCACGGCACGUCCCAGCUGGCACUCAGAGCAGAAUUGGCUCUCCUGUUUCCCCCCAGAACACAGGGCCAUCACGAACUGUCCGGCGCUACCCAGCCACCAAUGGCCAACUCAUCUCUAAUGCACUCCCCAAUGGGAAUGGACAUGAGCAGAGCAGCCCUGGGCCACGUGUGGUUUCCCAGGAGCACACUUUAGCUACAAGGGGGGCCAACCUGACAGAGAAGAUUAGGAAGAUAAAAAUUGUCUUCACACCCACCAUCUGCAAACAGACCUGCCGAAGUGGACGCUGCUACAACAGCUGCGAGAAAGGAGACACCACCACGCUCUACAGCCAAGGAGGGCAUGACCAUGAUCCCAAGUCUGGCUUCCGCAUCUACUUCUGCCAGAUCCCCUGCUUGAACGGAGGGCGCUGUGUGGGCCGGGACGAGUGCUGGUGCCCCUCCAACUCCACGGGGAAGUUUUGCCACUUGCCAGCUCCUUCUCUGGAAAAGAAGCAAGGAAGGAGAGCCCCAAAGACCCCAGCUGGUGGCUCCGUGAGGCACUCCACCUAUACCCUGCCCUUGUCCAACCAGCUGGCUUCCCUAAACCCUUCCUUGGUGAAUGUCCACAUCAACCAUCCUCCAGAAGCCACCGUACAGAUUCACCAGGUGGCCAGAGUACGAGGUGAUGUAGAGGUGUCAGAGGAGAACAGUGUGGAGGCUGCCCUGGUGCCUCAGCUGGCCACCUCACCCUGGUACGCCUAUGCCCAUGGGAAUGGCAACAGCAUUGCCACAGAGAGCGGCCAGCAGCAGCAGAGAGCCCCUGGGCUGCUGGGGAGGUGCUUUCGGGAGGCUCUCCAUGGGCAGUGUACCAAUCCCCUGCCAGGGCUGACCAAGCUGGAGGACUGCUGUGGCAGCGUGGGGCUCUUCUGGGGUGCGGACCGGUGCCUGGCCUGCCCACCCCGGCCAACACACCCUGUGAUUGAGAAUGGACAGGUGGAGUGUCCCCAGGGAUACAAGAGGCUGAACCGGAGCCACUGCCAAGAUAUCAAUGAGUGCUUAAUGCAGGGCUUGUGCAAAGAUGCUGAGUGUGUGAACACCCGUGGCAGCUUCCGCUGCACCUGCAAGCCUGGCACCAUGAUGGACCCAUCCCGCAGCCAUUGCAUCUCGGACAAAGCGGUGUCGAUGGAGCAGGGCCUGUGCUACCGCUCUGCAGCCGGGGGGGUGUGCUCCUUCCCCCUCUCCCACCACAUCACCCAGCAGAUCUGCUGCUGCAGCCGUGUUGGCAAGGGCUGGGGGAAGAACUGCGAGGAGUGCCCCAUGCCUGGCUCAGAAGCCUUCAAGGAGAUUUGCCCAGCAGGACAUGGCUACACCUACUCCAGUGCUGAUAUCCGCUUGUCUAUGAGGAAGGCAGAGGCAGAAGAGCUGCCCUUCAGAUUGGAAGAGCAAGGGUCGAGCAGCAACUGGACACUGCACUGGGCAGCAAGGAGACAGCAACUGCAGGACAGCUUGCAUGGGAGCGUCCUGGAGGCAUUCCCACAUCCUGGCACCUCGACUGCAGAGGAGGAAGAGGAGUCUCGGCAUGGUCCCCCCCGUCCUGGUCCCAUCAUCACCUGGGAUGCUGCUGCUCCAACACAGAUGCCGGCACAGGGCUCAGGGGUCAGCAGCUGUGCUUCUUCACCCCUCUCCUGUGGAGCUGGUGCUUGUGUGCUCACCCCAGAGGGAUACAGCUGUGUGUGCCACCCUGGCUACACAUUGGACAGUAACCGCCACCGCUGCAUCGAUGAAGAUGAGUGCUUGAAAGAUCCUUGUGCUGGCAAAGGUCACUGCAUCAACAGUGUGGGUUCCUAUUCAUGCCUCUGCUACUCUGGGUACACCCUGGCUGUCUCAGAGGGCAAGCAGAGCUGUGAGGAUCGAGACGAAUGUGAGCAGCCCUCUGCCUGCCGAGGACAACGAUGCAUCAACAGCCCGGGUUCCUACCACUGUGAAUGCAAGGAGGGCUUUGUCAUGGGUCCCAGAGGACAGUGCGAAGAUGUCAAUGAGUGUGUGGUUUCCAGCCCUUGCCGCAGCGGGAAUUGUGUCAAUACACUGGGAUCCUACAAGUGUGUCAGCUGUGGCGAUGGCUACCAGCCCAGGAACGGGAGAUGUAUUGACGUGGAUGAGUGCCUUGCAGAGGGGACUUGUGCUCACGGACGGUGCAUCAACCUGGACGGCUCCUUCCGCUGUUCCUGCUACCGGGGCUACGAGGUGGCACCUGAUGGGAAGAGUUGCCAAGACAUCAAUGAGUGUGCAGCCCAGGCUGCCUGUCCCUCUGGACUCUGCCUUAACACCGAGGGCUCCUACUCCUGCAUGGCUUGUGACACCGGCUACGCCGUCUCCAGAGCGGGCAGCACAUGUGAAGAUAUAGAUGAAUGUGAGGACCCUGCUGUUCAGUGCCUGGGAGGAGAGUGCAGGAACACCCUGGGCUCCUAUGAGUGCCACUGCCAGGCUGGCUUCAAGCUCAUCAAUGGUACCGUGUGUGAAGAUGUGAAUGAAUGCCUGAACAGUGAGACCUGCAGCCCCAAUGGCGAGUGCCUUAACAGCCAUGGAUCCUACUUCUGCAUCUGUGCUCCUGGCUUCUCAAACACAGCCGGCGGAGUCAGCUGCCAAGAUGUGGAUGAAUGUGCAGACAAGUCCCGGUGCUUGCAAGGGCAGUGCCUGAACACAGAGGGCUCCUACAGGUGUCUGUGCGAAAAUGGGUUCAAACACUCCCAGGAGACUGAUGACUGCGUGGAUGUGGAUGAGUGUAGAGAAUAUGGGGAUGCCAUCUGUGGCACAUGGCGGUGCCAGAACAGCCUGGGCUCCUACCGCUGUAUCAUGGGCUGCCAGCCCGGCUUCCACUGGACCCCGCUGGGGGACUGCAUUGACAUAGAUGAGUGUGCCAAUGAGACGCUGUGUGGGAGCCAUGGCUUCUGUGAGAACUCAGAGGGCUCCUUCCGCUGCCUCUGUGACCGUGGCUAUGAGAGCUCCCCCUCCGGGCACCUCUGCGUUGAUGUGAAUGAGUGCGAAAUGAUGGUUGCCGUGUGUGGGACUGCACUUUGCGAGAACGUGGAGGGAUCCUUCCUGUGCCUCUGCCCCAGUGACCAAGAGGAGUAUGACACAGAGGCAGGGCGGUGCCAGCCCCGAGCAGCUAUGGAGGGCCCUGAGACACACACAGCUCACCUCUCUGACAGCGCAGAGCGCAAGCAAUGCUACUACCACAUCAGCGACGUUCGCCUGUGUGACAGCGUCCUGGCCAAGAACAUCACCAGGGAGGAGUGCUGCUGUACUGUGGGGGCAGCCUGGGGUGACAACUGUGAGACUUACCCUUGCCCUGUCCCAGGCACAGUGGAGUACCAAGAGAUCUGCCCUCUUGGGAAGGGCUACAUUCCCCAGGAAGAUCUGCUCUCAGGAAAAGUCUCUUUCACAGACAUGGACGAGUGUGAGAUAUUUGGCUCCGAGUUCUGCCGCAACGGACAGUGUGUGAACACAGUGCCAGGCUACAAAUGCUUCUGUCGUACAGGCUACUACUAUGACUCCAGCAGGCUUGAGUGUGUUGACCAGGAUGAGUGUCAGAAUGAAGUGUACUGCAUCAACGGUGAGUGUCUGAACACGGACGGCUCCUACCACUGCUUCUGCAGCCUCCCUCUCGUGCUGGAUGCCACCGGCAACCGGUGUGUUAAUCUCUCCAGCAGGGCAGAUGCCUUGGAAGAGUAUGAAAUCCAUCUGGACGUCUGCUGGCAGACUGUUGCUGACUACAUCUGCCAGGACCUGCUGCAUGGCGAGCAGACCACAUACACCGAGUGUUGCUGCCGGCUCGGUGAAGCCUGGGGCCAGAGCUGUGCACUCUGCCCUCACAGGUCCUCUGCUGAUUUUGCUUUCCUCUGUAAUGGGGCCAGUGAAGACAGUGAGAGAGGGGCUGAGCUCCAAGAAAGACCUAGAUAUGAGUAUGCACCGGGCCUGGAAGACCCGCACUAUGGCUUUCCCAGCCCUGAUAUGGGCCCCUACUACAACUACUUGGAGUCUGAGUAUGGAAACCCCGAUGCUGGUUUCCCUCGGAGGGAAUACAACAGCGAGUUUCGUGGCAGCCCUGUCCAUCAUGGCCCAGGGCGGUCUGUGCCCCGCUACCUGCCCAGCCAAACUGGCCUCUACGAGGGCUUUGAGGGGCUGCAGGCUGAGGAGUGUGGGAUCCUCAACGGCUGUGAGAACGGGAGGUGUGUCCGCGUCCGGGAGGGCUACACCUGCGACUGCUUUGACGGCUUCCAGCUGGACAUGACCCGCAUGGCCUGCGUGGACAUCAACGAGUGUGAGGAGGUGGGCAGCCCUGAACCCCUGUGCCGGGGUGGCACCUGUGAGAACACAGAGGGCUCCUACCGCUGCCGCUGCUUGCCAGGCUAUGUGGCCCUGGCCCAGGCCCACCAGUGUGUGCCCCAGACAGCCCAGAGCCCAGCGGCAGCAUAG